This is a messenger RNA of Athalia rosae (coleseed sawfly), 1355 nucleotides long. It is a transcript of the gene SamDC, whose product is annotated as S-adenosylmethionine decarboxylase proenzyme. Gene Ontology annotation, biological process: spermidine biosynthetic process; spermine biosynthetic process. The record is from RefSeq and is a predicted model, not a curated record. Gene Ontology annotation, molecular function: adenosylmethionine decarboxylase activity. The coding region runs from base 111 to 1193 and encodes 360 amino acids. Lineage: Eukaryota; Metazoa; Arthropoda; Insecta; Hymenoptera; Athaliidae. The transcript is spliced from 7 exons. Gene Ontology annotation, cellular component: cytosol.
UCAGUUUCGCUAAGUCCGUCGGAGAAGCCGGUACCUCUGGAUAUUGGGGUAACUUUUAAGACGAGAGUAAAACUGCAAUCGAAUUAACCGCUCAAGGUAUUCGCCUCAGAAUGGCGGCUGCAAUAAAGGAAACCAACGAUCCGCAGAGUGUUCAUUUUUUUGAGGGGGUUGAAAAACUCCUAGAAAUUUGGUUCACCAGCAGACCCUGCGGUACCACCGAGGAUCCAGAUACUGACAAGGAGAAACAUGAUCUCCGGAAUAUUCCCCGACAAAAAUGGGAAAGCUUGUUAAAAAUCGUAAGAUGCGAGAUAAUCAGCUUCUGUCGGAACGAUCAAAUGGACGCUUACGUGUUAAGCGAGAGCAGCAUGUUUGUCUCAAAGCGUCGUUUGAUACUGAAAACUUGCGGAACCACGACUCCUCUUCAGUGUUUGGAACCACUACUGCAACUGGUUGAACAAUACACAGGAUUUGAAGAAGUUGAGGAUGUCUUCUACUCACGCAAAAAUUACAAGAAACCUGAACUACAGAUAUCCCCGCAUCAAGCAUUCGAAGAAGAAGUAGCUCUGCUUGACACAUUCUUUGAUGAUGGAGAAGCAUAUUGUCUAGGAUCUGUGGACUCAGACUGCUGGUAUUUGUACACCUUGAAUAGACAGAAAUGCUCUGACAUCAAGAGAGAACCAGAUCAGACGUUGGAAAUUCUCAUGACAAACCUCGAUCCUGAGGUUAUGGCUAUAUUCACACGUGAUUUGAGUUCUUCUGCCGCUGAAGCCACCGUUAAGUCUGGAAUUGAAAAACUCAUUCCGAAUAUGAUCAUUGAUGACUUCUUGUUCGAACCAUGUGGAUAUUCUAUGAAUGGCUUAUCGAAAAGUGGCGCUCCAGAGCUGCCCGAUGGAUGUUACAUGACGAUCCACAUAACACCGGAACCGGAUUUUUCUUACGUGUCCUUCGAGAGCAAUAUUCCACAGGCGUCGUACACGGAGGUGAUUCGUCGUGUUCUCGAUACAUUUAAGCCUGGUAAAUUUGUUGUCACCGUAUUUGCAAAUAAGGAAUCUGUGGCUACAGAGAUGCCACGGGAACUAGACCAGGCAGACAAUUUCACUUUUGGUGGAGAUUGGUUGCGCCAUGACGUACAGUACUGUCGUUUCAAGAACUACGACCUAACAUGUGCAUUCUAUUCCAAAUUUCCAAGCUGAGGGUUUGUUGACGCCUCGCUUGUCUAUCAUUCGCAUGAGACAAGUAAGGCAAAAGAUCCCUCUUCUUCUCAUCCCAUAUUCUCUUCUCAUACAUCAAACUCAUUUUACUCCGAUGAAUCCAGUAGCAUUGAACAUUCAACAAGAAUAAAAUUUAUAUCUGGA